AGCUAUGUAGCUGACGUUACUGUGAGCUGCGUCCAAGACCCAAAACGGUGUGUCACUGGGAAAAUCUUUUCCUCUCUCCUCUUUCUCUCUCCUCCUCUGAAGGCCAGCCUCUCUGUGCCGUCUAUCAGCCUGGUGUGUCUAGAGCAGUCACAGGGUCCGAACAGAGCAGUGGAAGGCACCGGAGCCCCAUCUACUCCUCUUUCUCUCACUCACAAUACUCCCUCUUUUUCUCUCUCUUCCUUUCUCCCCCCUUUACCUCCCAGUCUUACAGUAGACUUCCCCUGUACACUCCUGCCCAGAGGAAAGAACAGGGGGAUACGGUUUCCACAACAAUGGAAAUUCAAUCAGGAAAUGGAGAGGAGUUGGAGGUGGUGAGUGGCGAGUCAAUAGUGACCCCGGGGUCCGUUUCCUCCUUGCCAUAUCUCUCUGGCCCUCAGGCAGACGGCACGGACGACCAAGUACUCCGGGAGGACCUCCAGGCUGCCAAGACCAUUGAGAGAUUUGACAUCCCUCUGAGUAGCUUGAAGAGGAUGUUUGAGAAGCCCCCAGGAGCAACAAACACCGAAGUGAGAGCCGUACAGUCCAGCACAUCUAGAAGAGCUCCAGCCAGUAGCUACCAGCUGGACCAGAAGAGCGACCCAUCACCUGGUGAGAACAUGGCCUCAACUCAAGAACCCAGCCUCUCUGCGGGCAGCGCGGGUGGAACCAGGUCAGGACGUCCUGAGGAAAGGGAAGGGGUGGUGAGUCAGAGGAAAGGAGACGGAGGAGCGCCCACCAGCGAGGAGGCGGAGUCCGUGUCACUAAAGGAACGCAUGGCCAUGUAUCAGGCUGCCGUGUCCAAGAAGGAGGCCAGCAGCUCAUCCGCCACGGAGGUGUCUAGCUCACAGGAGGUGACAGUGAGGAGCAGUGUCAGAGAGGUCAAUCCCACCACUCAGCAAGAGGCCUACUUCCAUGACCAGGAGGUGACUCAUGAUCAAAGAGUUCAACAAAGCAACGUGUCCUCCAGUUAUGAAAACCAUUAUGAUGAAACAGUUAAGGUCAUAGGAGGAGAGGACUUACCAAAGGUCUCCACUCAGGCUUUGAAGCAGCAGUAUGAGAAGACGAUCGAACAGGCCACGCCGGGCAAGCAAAUGAAGAUUGAUCUGGAUUAUAACCAGUUUCAAUGGGCACCGGUAAACCAGUCCUCCUCAGCAGCAGCUAUCUAUGAAAGUUUGUCCACUGUGAAGCAGUCAUCCAGGGCUUCAGCAGCAACGAGCUAUGAAUCCUCAUCCACUAUGAGGACAGGGGUUGUCUCUUCAUCUACCGCUGCCUCAGCCUCAUCCAAUAUCAGGACAGGGGCUAUCUCUUCCUCUACCCCUGCCUUAGCUUCAUCCAAUAUGAGGACAGGGGUUGUCUCUUCCUCUACCGCUGCCUCAGCCUCAUCCAAUAUCAGGACAGGGGCUGUCUCUUCCUCUACCCCUGCCUUAGCUUCAUCCAAUAUGAGGACAGGGGUUGUCUCUUCCUCUACUGCUGCCUCAGCCUCAUCCAUGGAUUAUGAGACCAUGGAGCACUUCCCUCCUCCACCCACUGAACUACUGCCCCAGGAGGUCCCCGAGUGCUGUGACUCUCUCCCGCCUCAGGAGCAGGCUGGCCAACAGAGAUACAUCUUCAACAAAGAGCAGUACUCCAAGCAGAGGAACCUCAAUGAGCUGAAGCGCCUGUACAAGCACAUGCACCCAGAGGUUCGGAGGACCAUGGAGAAGGAUUACUUCACCGACGUCACGGAGAUCGAGCAGUCACAGCUGGAUAGUGAAGAUGAGAUGACCGGGGAAGUCCAGCAGGCUUGCUAUGUGUUUGAGAACAGUGGUGGGGAUGAAUGUAUGAGCCCUGAGGGAGAUUACCUGGAGUGGGAUGAGAUCCUUAAAGGGGAGGUGCAGUCCAUGCGCUGGAUGUUUGAGAAUAAGCCGCUGGAUACCAUUAAAGAUGACACCCCAGAUGAGGAUGAUGACGUGAAGAACAUUGCUGAGCAGGAAAUCAUUGCAGGAAGUGAUGUCAAAUACACAGCAUGGAUGUUUGAGACCCAGCCCAUGGAUGCGCUGCGUGCAGACACCCCAGACUCCACCGUACAGACAGGGAAAUUGACCGAGCUAGCGAGAGGAGAUGUACGAACAGCCACCUAUCUUUUUGAGACCCAGCCACUGGAUUGCCUGAAUAAAUUCUACCAGGAGGAUGAGCAAGCCUUGGAGGUUGUCUUCACUAAAGAUAUCACAGGAGGGGAUGUGAAAACAGCCAGGUAUCUGUUUGAAACUCAACACUUGGAUUCCCUCAGCCACACAGAGACCAUUGAGGAGAGCCACUUCUUGAACCUGAAGUCAGAGCUUGAGGAGAUCAAAGGGGAAGUGAAGACAACCACACGGAUGUUUGAGACCCAGCCCAUGUGUGUCAUCAGGGGCAACUCUGGAAAUAUACUGGAGAUCACCGCCAUCCGCAGGGAGGAGAUGGAGAAAGGAGACGUAAAGACCUCCCGCUGGCUCUUUGAGACCCAGCCUCUGGACAUGAUCAACAAAGACCCUGCCAAGGUGAAGCUGAUCUGUGGAGUCUCCAUGGAGGACAACUCCCAGGGAGGCGUGAACCGGGGGAGGUGGCUGUUCGAGACAAAGACACUGGACUCCAUUAAAGACGAGGAAUGGCAAAGCAUCAGGCAAAAGGAGGAGAUUAUUGGAGCAGAUGUACGGAAGCACUGCUUGGUUUUCGAGACACAGCAGAUGGAUACUCUGAAAGACAAUGCCAAUGCCAGACCUUUACCCUCAGAGGAGAUUGUAGGAGGUGAUGUGCGAUCAGCAAAACAUCUGUUUGAGACAGUGCCAAUAGAGAACCUGAAGGAUCUGGCUGAAGUAGGGAAACUUCAGAAGAUGGUUGCGUCCGAGGAGGAGAAGGGUGAUGUUAGACAUCAGAAGUGGGUUUUUGAAAGUCAACCACUUGAAAACAUAAGGGAGGAGAAGAAGGAAAUGACACGCACUAUAAACCUUGAAGAACUUGAUAAGGGCGACGUCACAAAUCACAAGGAAAGAUUUGAAACCUUGGAUUUAAGCAGAUGUGAGGGGGCACAGAGAAUCCAAGUUGAAGGUGUUACCAGUGGGUCUGUGAAAUCAAACAAAGUAAUUUUUGAAUCCACCCCGAUGUAUGCCAUGCAAGACAGCGAGGGACACUACCACGAGGUGAAAACCGUGCGACGUGAGGAGAUAGUAAAAGGAGAUGUUCGCAGCUGCAGGUGGAUGUUUGAAACACAUCCUAUCGAUGAGUUUGAGGAAAGUAUCAAUAAAUUCCAGAUUAUAAAAGGUAUAUCAAAGGAGGAGAUUGAAUCGGGCGAUGUCAAGACUGCCAAGUGGUUAUUUGAAACUCAACCCCUCGAUGGUAUUAAACAUUUUAGCAACACUGAUGAAGAUGAAACUAAGACAAAGGAGAGUGUUGAAAUUGAGAAGGGUGAUGUGAAAACCUGCAGGUGGCUGUUCGAGACUCAACCAAUGGAUAAUCUGUAUGAGAAAGCAGAUAAGGUGAGGAAUGAGACUGAGGUUGAGGAGGUCAACAAAGGGGACGUCAAAACAUGCACAUGGCUCUUUGAGACUCAGAACCUCGAUAACAUCUGUGACCAUUCCGAGUCCGAAUCGGAGACCGUUCUCAAAACCUGCACUGUCAAACAAGAGGACGUCCAAGGCAAAGAUGUGCAUCACGCUCGCUUCCUCUUUGAGACAGAGAACCUGGAGAACCUCACAGGGGAGGAGAGUGGUGCCUUCAGGAGAGUGACUAAGAUUGAUGUCCAGUCUGGAGAUGUGUCUAGGAUGAAGUUUCUCUUCCAGAAUAGGUCUUCAGACAUCAUGACCUCAACCUCAGCUGAAACGAUGCAUAAGCUGAAGACCCUUACGGCGGAGGAAAUUCAGAAAGGAAAUGUAGUGAACAACAUGUGGCUUUUUGAAAACCAACCUAUAGACACUAUCUGUGAGGUUACAGAGGGAGCCAAGGACACUCGCACCGUAACCGAUGUGCUGGGAGGAAACGUUGGUCAAGGACGCUUCGUUUUCGAGACUUACUCUCUCGAUAAAAUCCAAGAGGAGUCCACCGAGACUGAGAUGUCAAAACUCCAGAGCAUCAUCAGGGACGAUAUAGAGAAAGGGGAUGUGAAAAGCUACACCAUGAUGUUUGAAAAUCAGCCACUGUAUGCAAUCUGUGACAAAGAGGGCCACUACCAUGAAGUUACCACUAUGACAAAGGAAGAAAUCAUGAGCGGAGAUGUGGUGGGGGCACGGUGGUUAUUUGAGACAAAACCUCUGGAUUCAAUAAGGGACACAGACGACGUCUAUGUCAUCAAAUCUGUCACUGAGGAGGACGUCCAGAAAGGUGAUGUCAGCACGGCCAGGUGGAGGUUCGAAACACAACCUCUUGAUGAAAUCGCUGAGGACAUGAAAAUGUUGACUAAAACAGUUGAAGAUAUCCAGGGUGGUGAUGUGAAGACAAACAAACACCUUUUUGAGACAGAUGAACUGUCCCAGAAGUAUGUUAGAACUGUUAGCGUGAGUGAGAUCCAAAAAGGGGACGUCAGGACUGCCUCGUGGAUGUUUGAAACACACAGCAUCGAUAAGAUCCGUGGCGAGGUCUCAGAAUAUGAUGAAAUGGAGACCGUGACAAAAGAAGAAGUGAUGAAAGGAGAUGUCAAACAGUCUGUGUGGCUCUUUGAAAAACAGCCGCUUGACAGCAUUAAAGAGUCAGACGGAACAGAGACUGUUGUCACCCGGGAGGAGAUCCCACAAGCAGAUGUAAAGACAACAACAUGGCUUUUUGAAACCACUCCUUUAACCAAAUUUAAUGAGAACAGUGUAGAAAGAACUGAAAUAAUGGGGAAGAGCAUCAAAGAGACCCUUGAAGAGCUGUAUUGUCAGAAAAUGGUUGACUCACAAGGGAUUCUCAUUGAGACGGAUGAGAUCGGAGAUGUCAGAAUGGCAAAAUACAGACUCUUGAACCAAGAUGCUCCAGAAAUCCAGAAGGAGGAGGUGAUCAGAGGGGAUCUGAACAACAUCAUGAUGAACCUCCUAAACAGACGAGAAAUGACAGAGACAGGGAUAGUCAUAGACCAGGACGAGAGAGGCAACAUCAACACAACAGUAAAACAGCUAUUCAACCAAGAAAAGGGAUUCAAUGUUGAGAAGGAGGAAAUCCUCAGAGGCGACAUUCAAGAGGCCAUCAACAACCUACUGAAGGAGGAGGGCUCCUCAAAACGUGGAAUUCUGAUUCAAGAAGAUGAAAAGGGAGAUGUGCGAAUGACUAUAUACUCCCUCCUCAAUAAGGAAGACGGUGGUGGCAUUGAGAAGGAGGAUAUCAUCAAAGGCAAUGUCAGUAGGACCCUUCACAGUCUCUUGUCCAACCCAGGGUCAGAGGAAUCUAAAAGGAUAAGGGUGGAAGACACGGAGAGGGGUAACGUUAGCUUUUACUCCACCUGUAUUGAAUCUGGGGCACUGGAUUACCUCAAACAACUCCAGUUUGAACCUAAUGAGGAACAAGAACAGGCGCAGAAGGAGCGUAUCAUUGGCGGCGACGUUAUGGAAACCAAAAUGACACUAAGGAAGAAUCAACAGCAGAUUGAACGCACAGUAGCUGAGGACGAUAUUGUCCCGGGUGAUGUCAACAACACAGUGAAGGUGUUCAUGAUGGAACCUGCUCUCUUGCUGGACAACCUGCAGAAGGAGGAAAUUGUCAAGGGAGAUCUGAGGGCAGCACUGGACUCACUGACCAAAACUAUUAGCAAGAGAGUCGUGAUAGAGAAAGAGGAAGUGGUGAAAGGGGACCUGCACACCACUCUGAGGUCUUUGGAGGAGGCUCAAAACCAAGCCAAGGAAAUGGAAAAGCCAGAAAUUGUCCGAGGUGAUAUCCGAGGAGCCCUCCAAUCAUUAGAGAAAUCGUCGACCACCAAGACUGAGGUAACUGUUGAGGAUUUAGUGCCCGGCGAUAUCAAAGGCACCUUGAAAUCACUUGAAGAGGCUAAGCAGGCAGUGAAAGAGAUGGAAAAGGAGGAGAUUGUAAAGGGAGACAUUCAUAUUGCGCUGAAGGGUUUGCACGAGGCCUCGAGUGAGAAAAAGCUUUACCAGCACCAAGUGAGUGAACAGGGGGACGUGAGAGGCACAAUACAGCUGUUACUAGAACCAUCCACAUCCCCCCGAAUGCAACGCAGGGGAAGCACUGAGGGAGAUGUGAAGACCUCCAUAAAAUGCCUCUACGAAGGGCAGGGGCAGGACCAGGAUGAGGAGCAAUCACAGAUGGAGAAGGAGGAGGUGAUAAAGGGAGAUGUUAAAGGAGCCAUAAAGAAUCUGAUGCAGAGAAAAGAAUAUUCAAAUCGGAAAGUACGAAAGUAUCCUCCCAGGAAAGCUCCUAGAGCUCAUGUGAAAAAUCCAUUACCCACACAGCAAGUGAUGGACCAUGAAUACUCAGAUGUGGCUAAGAAUGAGAACGUCACAGUCAAUCUAGCUCCUGCUGUGAAAAACCUGUCUCAGAGUCAGAGCAGUAAAUCACAGGACACCACACAAAAGCACACUGAGACGUACACCGAGAACAAAUCAGUGAAGAGCAGCAAGACCCUCACCCAAGAGGAACACUCUAUGACAACACAGGUCCAAACAGUAAAUAUUGUGGAGGACUCACAGCAGGAACAUGUAAAAGAACAGACUGAAGUUAAAGAACAGACAAAGAGUGUAAAACAGAAAAUGCAACCCCCUCCUAAGCACAUGAUCAUAAAGAAGAAAAACCUGACCAAUCAGAUGACUGAUAAUAUAUCAAUUAAUCAGAUGACAGAGAUUAAAGCAGCCAAUCAGAGGACUGUGAAUAAAGCAGCCAAUCAGAUGACUGAGAAUAAAGCAGGCAAUCAGAUGAUUGUAAAUAAAUCAGCCAAUCACAUGACUGAGAAUAAAGCAGCCAAUCAGAUGAUUGUAAAUAAAUCAGCCAAUCACAUGAGUGAGAAUAAAGCAUCCAAUCAGAUGAGUGUGAAUAAAUCAGCCAAUCAUAUAACUGAGAAUAAAGCAGGCAAUCAGAUGAUUGUGAAUAAAUCAGCCAAUCAUAUGACUGAGAAUAAAGCAGUCAAUCAGAUGAUUGUGAAUAAAUCAGCCAAUCAUAUGACUGAGAAUAAAGCAGUCUCAGACAUAAAUGUGACGAAAGAAACACAGAGAGAAACACAAGUCUCAGACAUGAACGUGACAACACAGGUCAAAACAGUCAAUAUGUCUGAGUCCUCACAGCAGACACAUGUUAAAAAACAGGCUGUGAAACAGAGAAUACCACCACCCCCUAAACCCAUCUUCAUAAAGAAGAAAAACAUGACCAAUCAGAUGACUGACAAUGCAUCAACGAAUCAGAUAACUGAGAAUGAAGCAUCCUCAGACAUACAUGUGAUGAAAGAAACUCAAAGCACAUCUCAAACUAAUAUUGUUUCAAAGCAAACACAGGAAACAAAAACAAUGAAACAGUUGCAAACGACCGUGACAGAACAUAAGACUGUUACACAAAAACACAACGUCAAAAAUCUGAAUACAAAUUUCCGGAACCUGGAUGUGAAGAGAAAAGGUAUGAUAAAGAAAGGGACGCCUGAGAUUCAUUUCCCUCCUCCUCCCACGUCCCCGCCUCCACCCUCUGAGUCUGAGAUGUCUCUUCCUCCCCCGCCCUCACCAGUGGCAGGCAGCCCAAUGUCCAUGUCAUGCCAUAGCCCAAUGUUUCCCACAUCCCGUCCCCUGAUUAUGAGACAGGACAGUGACCUUCCGCCUCCACCUCCUCCACCCCCAGCAGAAUGCGGGGAGCCUGACUUUUUCCCUUCUCCCCCACCCCCACCCUCCGAGGCAGGGCAAGACUUUCCUCCUCCUCCGCCCUCACAGCAAGAGCUGAACUCAAUGCCACACCAAGUGCCUACACCACCACCUGGAAAGCCAUUUAAAGCUAGGCCUUUAUUCAAAAUCCCAAAAUCUGAGCCACCCAAGAAACCAAUACUGGUCAAACCAAAAUGGCAGAAAAAGCAAGCAGUACCACCACCGCCUCCUCCACCUCCUCAGUCAAUGACAGUUCAGACAGAACUAAAAGAGGAAGCAGUAGUCAAGGAAGUCAAGAGUGAAAUCGGUUGUAAACAGGUGGAAACUACAAAUACUACCAACACACAGGUUCAAUCUGAUUUUACAGUGUCCAUGACUAAAAUCCCUUCACCAAUCCCAGUGGCAAAACCACAACAGGAAGAGUUGCCACGACCACCUAAAAAGGUAUUCAUCCCUCCAAUCAAAAUACCCCCACCUGCAGAGCCUGCCCCAGUUGCAAAACCUAAACCGUAUGCCAGUAAAUUCAAAACCCCACUGAUGCUUGCAGAGGAAAGGUAUCGUGUGCAAAGAGAGGAGGCUGAGAGAAACAAGUCACAAGACACAACUCCCGCCACUUCGCGAGUCACAUCUCCCACCUCUCCUCCAACUAGUAUGAUGCAAAUGAUGGGCUCAACCAAUGUUGCAAAUGAACAACACUCAGUUGCACACAAAACAGAGCAGUCAAAAGUGACCUCAGAGGUAACACAGGCUGAGGAAACUCAGUUUAAAAGCAAAGUAUGCAUUUCAUCACAAGAGCCGCCCAUGAAGAAAGCUCCAUCACAUAUCCCCCUGAGCAAACCUUUGAUCUCAGUGGGGGAAAAGAAAUCAACCUCUGGAUCUGGAAAUAUUUCCUCAGAUAAGAAACUUAUUACCACUGAUCAGUCCUCUAUGGUCUCUUCUGGGAAAGAACACGCCUCAUCUGUUGCCUCCAGAAAACAUCAGGCUGUUUCCACUGGCGAGCAUCAGUCUGUUUCCUCUGGCAAGCAUCAGCCUGUUUCAGUCCCUGCUGCUCACCCUCACCAUGAGUCCCACAUUAAAGUCCAUUCUGGCGCUAAUGUGAUUUCAUCCUCAGUAGCUGAGCAGCAGAGUGGUAUGAAUGCUAGCUCACGGUCUAUCAUCUCCACUCAGAGCAUUGUCCAGGAAAAUGUACAUCUUCAAUCCCAAUCCGCCGUCACAUACGAAGCAGAGGAGGAAAAUAAUACUGACGCCUCUCUCACACAGAAAGUUAAAAAAAAUCCAUCUCAGCCCACCAAAAUCAAAAUUCCAAAAGUGACACCAAAUUUCAAGGUGAGAACUGUGAAGUUGCCGACAGAGAAUGAGAAGGAGAAAAGCGAGGUGGUGGAAAAAGAUCAACGAGCAGUGAAAAACGAAUUACAUGUACAUGAAAUGGGUAUGGAGACUAUUUCUAAGAGUGAGACCAGAGUAGUUCAGGAGAGCACGCAGACGGCCACCAGUAGCUCAGCAAAAAAUGAAGUAAAGGUGGCGACGAAUGUGAUACAGGAGAAAGCUGAGGAGGUUGAAAAAACUGCAGCUGCCAAGGAAACAAAGCUGGAGAUCCAAAGGACGACAAAGGCAAAGCAGAAAGGCAUUAAAGUCCCUUUUCCCAAAGAGCCAAAGCUAGUUCCCAUGCCAGUAGCUCAAGCUCCAGGGCACUGCCACAUAUCUGUCUCCCAUAGUCAACAGAGAAUGCAGGAACAGCACAUUCAGAAGCAGGAGCAAGUGAUUGUUAAUGCGAGAGUAGUUCAACAGAGCUUCCAGAAGCAGGAACAGCAGGUUCGCACACAGAAGCAGCAGGUCAAGUCUUUCCAACAACAAGGAGAAGUAAGCAAAAUGCAGCAGCAUCAGGAGAGGUCGAAGGCAGAGUCUACGGAUGUCUCCGUGAACAUUGCAGGGAAGGCAGCAGCACAGACAGAAGCAGCUCAAUCAAUGGCGGAAAGCUCAGCUGAAUCAGUGGAGAGCACAGAUUCAGAGAAAUGUGUAAUGGUACAGAAGCUGCUAUUUAACAUUAAGCAGCUUCAUCCAGGGAAAAUGGAUUCAAACUCAGUGAGGACCAUACUUAGUGGGGUCCCUGACUGGUUGAUGAGGGCGGAGGAAAAGCGUGAUUUAACACAGGUUGCUGUUCAUCAGAAUAAGAAGAAGCUCACAGAGAUCAUUUUCCAUGUGAGAAACCUAGCACAAGCAAAACUUGUAAACUUAGAAGGACAAAUGGCAGCCAUGGCAAAACAGGAUAGAGAACCAGCACCUGCAUCAUCACCUGCACCACCAACUACACCAGCAUCUGAAAAUAAAGGAUUUGGAGGAGCAACAGCCAAGAUAUCUAAAACAAGCAUUGGCUCAUCAAGAGUCGAAACCCAUAAGAAAGUGGUUGAGGAGAAGAAGAUCUCUCGUGAGAGCAAAAAGCCGGAGCUGACUGAAGUAAAAGGUCCUGAUCCCAGAGUUCCCUCUCCUAUGCUUGAAACGCGAACACCUUCACCUACCUUCAUCAGCAUUGAAUCAGUGAGGAGAACAGACUCACCCCUCAUGGUGACCCCCUCACCUCCUCCGUCAUACAGGUCUGGUGCCACCCCAACCCCACCACCUCCCCCUCCCCGCACCCCUACCUCUCGGUUCUGUAGGGCCACACCCUCUCCCACCUUGAGCAGCUCAGAGAAGUUAGCCAAGUUGAAGGACACCACUGCGAAGCUCUAUAGGGGCAUGACCCCUCCCCCACCCAUGCCUGAGUUUCUGACCACAGAGCAAGCCUCUGACAGAGAGGAUUCCCCAGCGCUGAUUGAACCUGAGAUCCACAUGCAGACACAGGAGAUGGAGACUGGGACGACGACUCCGGAUGUGGCUGAUAUGGAUGACUCCAUGAUGACUGUCAGAGACAAGAAGUUCUUCUUUGAGGAAGCUCAGAAGGCAGAGGUGAGCAGGACAUACAGGCGGAAGGACCCCAUUGAAAUCCCGGAGCGCCUGGGUCCAGAGGAUCUAGAGGAAGUUCCUGAGGGUGUGAAUAUAGACAUAAUGAAAGAGGAUCUCCCUAGGCUUGACCUGUCAAAGCUGGUCAAUCAAUUUGAAUCACCACAACCAAAGCUGUUCAUCAGAAAAGAUCCCAUGAUCAUCACAGAUAGACUGGGAAGUGACACUGAAGAUCCAGAGGCAGACCCCAAAACGCCAAAAACUGAUGAAACAUCUGCCUUCAACAUCAAGGCCAUCAAGAAUGCCUUUGACUUGGGUGAUCAUAAUGCUCUCAAAGAAGUGAGAGAGAAACAAGAGGAGAGAGAGAGGAGAGAAUCAGAGUCUGCCGAACCGACGGGCCAUUCCGAAACAAAGUCCGUCACUGAGGAGUUCUCUGGCAUGGAUGAAUUUGGCAACAUAACAAGCGGGGUGAGGAGCGAGACCAGCACGCACUCUGAGAGCCACAUGUCCCGCCCCCUCCCUCCCUCCUAUGCCGACGUGGUGAAAGGGACGGUUGAAGAGAUGGCAGUUCCUGUGAAGGCCGCCACAGAGGACGUACUGAAGAGCUUCAACCAGUCCUGGGCCGAAACAGAGAGUGUGUUCCAGAAUCUGGGAUUCAGUGUCUCAGAACAGAGGACAUCACAGAUUGUAACACACCAGCAGGAGACUGUCGUGACGGAAAAUUCGAGUUCCAGAGUCCGAACUGUGCACGGUGUGUCGGAAGAGGGUGUAUCCGAUGGAGUGUCUGGUCGCAGACAAACACAAUUUCCAUAAAAGCUGCUUCCGCUGUGAGCACUGCAGUGGCAAACUAAGCCUUGGCAACUACGCCUCUCUCCAUGGACGAAUGUACUGCAAGCCACACUUCAAACAACUGUUCAAGUCCAAAGGAAAUUAUGACGAAGGAUUCGGACAGAAGCCUCACAAAGACCUUUGGAGUGCUAAAAAUCAAGAGUAUUCCAUUGAAAAUGAAAAGACUAAGCUAAAAUCACCGUCCCCUGAAAAACUAGAUUCCAGAAAUUCCACAGCCAGGAGCAGUGUCAGUUCGACGAAGAUAGAGGUACCACCUCCACAGGAAAAGGAAGUGAGCAAAUCACAGGAUGAAAACAAAAAGCCCACAAGUAAGAUUGCGGUUGUAUGGCCCCCUCAAAAUGAUUCUCCCAAGAAAGUGUUCAUGGUGGAGGACGAGGUGAAGCUGGUUAAACCCUCAUGGCCCCCCCAGGAUAGCUCUCCACAGACUGACACCGAUGCCCAUAAAAGCCAGAUCAAUGAACCUUCAUUAAACGACAGCCCUGCUAUAAAAACACAAAAUUGUCCUCAAGAACCUGGAUGGGAAUGUGCCGUUGUAACUGUAGAAACUCCAGCAGAGAAGAAGGCUUUGACAACUCCUGUAGACCUAGUAGAGGUACCAGAGAGUACUCCCACCCAUGAACCCCCAAGAGACAGUGGCAUAGAGGUAGCUGGGAAAGUGGAACCCGAUGUGGAAGUGACACGCGAGGUGAACGAGGAAGGAGCUGUGGAAAGUGGGAAUGUGACAGAAAAAGAUGAAAAGGAAAGUGGAGAGAAGGUAGAGGAUGUGAGAGUAAAUGGGCAUAGCGGGGAGGCUGAGGCAGAGAACUCUUAUAAAGAGGAGAAGGAGAAAAUGGAGAUAGUAAAUGGCAGUGAGGAGGAUAAGGUCAAGGUCACAAUGAUAGAUGGUGAGGCAUCAGGUGAGCCAGCAGUAAAUGCGAACUCCAACAACAACAAUAAAGGACAAUUAUUAUUUGACCAUGAACCAAAGUUCAAAGUGCAUGAUGACUACAAAACGGAAGAAAGAGAUGUAAUACUUCAGUCCACAGAACCAGCUGCUGCUGAAAGUGAUUUUAAGGAGGGCAUAUUCGGGGAUGAAGAACUAAAAUGGAUGCCAACCGACGUUCUAGACAUGGCGCAGAGGGAGGACGAUUUUGUGACAAUGGGUGCCAAAUGUAUGGAGGCCACAGACGACAGUCUAGGUGAACAUGUCUUCACAGAGGCGACUCAAAGUACAUUUUCUUUUGAAGCGGAACCAAAGAUUAGCACCUCUAGCUUCCUGGAGGACAUUUUUGCUGGUCUGGAUAACAGUUCCAUCCUCCUGUCUGAUUUCAAGUCUGACCUCUUCAGUGAGUCUGUCAGUGAGAGGCCCUUGGUGUCAUCUCUGGACGACCUUUUGGAUUUUGGAAUGGAGUCAAGAGGAAACACAGAUAAACCCAAAGACGGGCGGAAUGGGGAUGAACCGCUUGACAGCUUUGCCAUGAAGGAUGUCUGUGCACAGGGGAUAAGCAACAUGCUGUGGAAAGAUGAUUAUGACUCGCUGUCAGUGGAGGAACAAAUCAAGAGGAACAGAUAUUAUGACGAGGACGACAGUGACAACUCCUAAAUCUGAUAACAUGUAAUCCAUGAUUCUAUCACUUAAUUAGUCAAUUCAGUCCUCAUACAAUCCAUAAUUUCAUUUCUGUCUGUGGAGAGAUGAAUCAAGCUAAUAUCACAACUUCCCUAUAACUAUUUUGUACUGUGUUUUAGAAAUGAUAUCGAUGCUCUUUAUUACAAUAUAUAGAUUUGAUCUUGCUGUUUAAAAGCACCUGGUGUGCAGUUAAAAAAAGAUCAUAAAGGGAUUUUCUGUUCCAUGUUUUUCUGUAUACAUUGCUUCUGAUAUUUUAAAACCAUCAAAACAGAACAUAUUCAUAUUUUUCAAGACAUUCAUUAUACUUUCUUGCUACAGUAUAAGGGUUUUCGAUUUGCUUGGUUUGUUGGAAAGAAUGCCUGUGAGGUUUAAUCUUCCGAGUCUGAUUAAAGAUUAUUUACUUUUCCUAUUCUAUUGUUUCUACAUUAGUAAUGUAGUUAUUAAUAAAGACUUGACAUGU
Messenger RNA from Oncorhynchus kisutch (coho salmon), 13669 nucleotides. Its product is annotated as xin actin-binding repeat-containing protein 2. Gene Ontology annotation, biological process: actin filament organization; actin cytoskeleton organization. The transcript is spliced from 9 exons. NCBI's taxonomy places the organism in Eukaryota, Metazoa, Chordata, Actinopteri, Salmoniformes, Salmonidae. Gene Ontology annotation, molecular function: actin filament binding. Bases 333 to 11567 code for a protein of 3744 amino acids. Gene Ontology annotation, cellular component: stress fiber; focal adhesion. The record is from RefSeq and is a predicted model, not a curated record.